Messenger RNA from Aspergillus calidoustus, 574 nucleotides. NCBI's taxonomy places the organism in Eukaryota, Fungi, Ascomycota, Eurotiomycetes, Eurotiales, Aspergillaceae. The record is from the annotation of a GenBank genome assembly.
AGACUUGGAUCUGCCGCUCAUCAGCGCGGGGGAUAUCCAGCUAACGAGGAAUAUUAAGAAGUUCGCGAUCCAUUUAACCUCCUCUUCCCCCCUACCCUCCAGUCUCUCCCAGCAUGAACACCAGCUCACUCACCAACUGCAGCCUAAGCCUCGACUCACUACAAUCAUUCAAAAACCUAACCAUCCACUCGCGCGUCGACUUCCCCUGCGCGGGAUCCAACAAGACCCUUAUCGAACACACACACUACCUCGACAAGACAAACUCGACAUUUCUUUGCACGUCCGUCCCCGACGAUUCUGGGCUGAGUACAGGCGCGAAGAUCGCCAUUGGAGUUGCUGUUCCGGUUGGCGUUAUCCUGCUCGUUGUUGUGGGGCUCUUCGUGUGGAAGCGUGGCCAGGCUGCAAAGAGGAGGAGUACAGGUGUUGCUAUGGUUGAGACGAGUGCGGGUGGGAGCGCGAGGGGUGAGACGCCGCCGCCGGCGUAUGAGGGGCCUAGGCUAGGAGAGGUGAGGAAUUGAUAGGGAAGAGCUCGGGUGAGCUUGGGAAGGGGGCGUGGAGGGGGUUACGUUGAAAC